AUUUGCUGACAUUUAAACACUAAUGGCGACUUCUCAAAUCUCUCGAGCCGUCGUUCCUCGUGGAUAAGUAGCUGCAGAGCCUGUCUGGUAAACUCGCCAUCUCCGGCUUCGAACAUUCUGCGAUUCAAUGCUUCUGUUGGACUUACACAAGAAGGCGGAGGAGAGGCGUGCCCCACUGAGAACUUGGGCCAAUGCAUGUCCACCCAAACAACGCUGCCAGCAGCACCAGCAGCAGGAAGGAGAGGAGCCCAGGGGGUCCUACUGUAAGAGUGAGCCACAGCACAGAUGGGCAAAAAGGUUACCUGUGUCGACAGACGAUGGCAUCAUCAUAGGCUAUCAUGAGGAUGACAGCCUCACCCGCUCAGAUGGGUGUGCCGCGGAGGCUGUGCUGGUGUACCUGCAUGGCCUCCAGGGCCUUCACAGCCUGCGAGCACUGGUUCCUGGGCUGCUGCGCUGUGAGAUUGAGCAGGCCAUGGUGAAGUUGGGCCUUAUCUAUGACAAGUCCUAUGCCUGGGACAUCUUUUCUGACAUGAUGCGAAGUCAACUGCGCUACACAUUCCCCAGCGCAGACCUCCCCCAACCUUUCACGGACAACACCCGUGCCAUCCUGGUAGACUGGCUCAUCCAGGUGCAUUGCUCUUACAAGAGUCAGGAUGUUUUCGUUCUCCGGUCUGUCCAGGACGUGUUCCACUUCUCAGAGGAGACCCUCUACCUAUCCAUACACCUCCUCAACCGUGCCCUCCGCCAGAUGAAGGUAUCCACUUCCAACCUGCAGCUCUUGGGUCUGGUCUGCCUCUUCCUAGCAGGCAAGAAGGAGGAGAGUCUUCUACCUGAGGUGUCAGAGCUGUGUUACCUCAUGGAGAACAGCUACACCAAGCGACAGCUGCUGCGUAUGGAGCGUCGUGUCCUCUGUGAGCUCAGGUUUGACCUGUCUCACUGCCCCCCUCUGCACUUCCUCCUACUCACAGCCUCUGUUGCCCGCUGUUGCACUAAGGUGGUUUGCAUGGCCCGUUACCUGCUGGAGCUCUCUCUGCUGGAGGGCCAGUGCGUGGUGUUCCUGCCUGCCCAGUUGGCAGGUGCUUCCCUCUGUCUAGCCCGCAGAGUACUGCAAGAACCCCCCACCCCAGAAGGAGAGACUGCCUGGUGCAUUGCCUCCAGUAUAAACAUGGGCAGUGAGACCACCCUCCUGAAGAUCAUGCACAUCCAGGCGAGGGCUGCAGCCCGUGCCCAUAGCAGAGAAACGCGUGCCACCUUCAUCAAAUUCUCCACUGCAGAGACCAUGCAUGUCAGCAGCCACCCUGCUCUGCAGAGUGGCCCCAGUCUGCUGGGGCUGCUCUCUGAACAUGCAUGACGCCUGCUGUUCUUUAAGGGAGAAAGGUUGAGUUUGAAGGAUAAGACUUGAGUGUCAGGACUCUUUCAAUCUGUUCAUAAUGAACUUUUGCCUGGCCUGUUGAUGCAGGAUCACAGGAGUACAUAAGGCACAGAGAAGGGAGUGAGGAAAAAAUGAGGGCUGUUCAGUCAAACUGUGAUUGGCUGGACUGGGCACCUGAGCUUGGCUGGCUGGCAAUACAGAUGCAAACUGUCAGUAUGUUCUUAUUAGGCAGUUGAUGGUUUUGGAUGGGGUUGGUUGUCAUUUUUUACCCUUGUCAUUUAAAUGUGAGCGCUCUAUGUAAAAGUAAUCUACAUUUUUAAUGUAAAAAUAAAAAGUUAAUGUAUGUU
Osmerus eperlanus (European smelt) is the source of this 1719-nucleotide messenger RNA. It is a transcript of the gene ccnp, whose product is annotated as cyclin P. Lineage: Eukaryota; Metazoa; Chordata; Actinopteri; Osmeriformes; Osmeridae. Gene Ontology annotation, cellular component: nucleus; cyclin A2-CDK2 complex; cytoplasm. The record is from RefSeq and is a predicted model, not a curated record. Gene Ontology annotation, biological process: mitotic cell cycle phase transition; regulation of cyclin-dependent protein serine/threonine kinase activity. The transcript is spliced from 9 exons. Gene Ontology annotation, molecular function: cyclin-dependent protein serine/threonine kinase regulator activity. Bases 128 to 1351 code for a protein of 407 amino acids.